Messenger RNA from Rotaria sordida, 1059 nucleotides. NCBI's taxonomy places the organism in Eukaryota, Metazoa, Rotifera, Eurotatoria, Philodinida, Philodinidae. The record is from the annotation of a GenBank genome assembly.
AUGAAUUUCAAAUCAACAACAUUACCAAAUAUGAAUACAAACGAUUCUUUAUUAACAAGUACAAUGGUUAUUCGAAAAUUUAAUAUUCUUACAUCAGUUCAACAUGCUCGUACUCAAUUUCUAAAAACAAUUCGAAAUAAACAAUCAAAAACACCACCAGUACCAUCACGUUAUGUACAACCAACAAUAAUUAAUAAUAAUAAAACAGAAUUAAAAUUAUUAACUAAUAAGAAGGAUACGAUUCAAUUAACAAUUGAUAAUAAAAAAGAAGAUAUUAUUCUUCCUCUUAUUAAUAAUACAAUAGAAACUAAGCAACAAUCAGAUUUAGAAGAAUUAAAUAAUAAAAAAAAACUACUUGAUCGAAGUGAAUCCUUGAAUGAUACAAUUACUAGUAAUCAGAGUACAAUAAAAGAUACUACUAUCACUCCUGGAUUAAUAAUAAAUCGUAACAAUCGUGGCAAAAUGAAUAAAAUAGAAGUUCAAACAAAAGAAAACGCUGGAAAACCAAUCGAAAAUCAAGAAACAUUGAAUUUAUUAGUCAAAAUAAAAGAUAGUGCUAAUGCAGUAUCUAUUGGUCCAAUGCCAUUAUCUUUACAAGCUUGUCGUUUUGAAUUACCAUCUGAUUUAAAAAUACUUGAAACAAUAACACCACUUAAAUAUCUUACUAAUUAUUGUUCUUUAUCAUCACGUCGACAAUAUCAAUUUAAACGUUUAUUUAAUAAAUAUCGUAAUAGAUAUCAUCUAUUUGAAUUAUCCGAUUUAUAUUUAUCAAUACUUUCUAUACAUAAAGAAAAUUUUACACGUCAACAAUAUAAUUAUCUUUGUCAAUUAAUUGAUUUAAUUAAUAAUCAAGAAUAUGAAUUUAAAUUUGAUACAUAUGCUGGUAUAUUAGCAUUAUGUGAACGAAUUUUAUAUUAUUCAUCAAAAUUAUAUAAUGAUCAAACUGAUUUAUAUUCAACAAAACAUGCAAUAGAAAAAUGUGAUUUUUAUAGUUUAGAUAGAAAACUUGCUGGAUUAAAUAUUAGUGAUGCUAUGAAACGAUUGUUAUAUGCACUUUAA